Messenger RNA from Baudoinia panamericana UAMH 10762, 1150 nucleotides. RefSeq lists its product as uncharacterized. The record is from RefSeq and is a predicted model, not a curated record. NCBI's taxonomy places the organism in Eukaryota, Fungi, Ascomycota, Dothideomycetes, Mycosphaerellales, Teratosphaeriaceae. The transcript is spliced from 2 exons. Bases 189 to 1130 code for a protein of 313 amino acids.
AUAUGUCAUGCAAUAUUAUCUUUCAGCUCCUUCUCUUCAACACCUUGCAAUAUACCGUUCUCGACUGUUCUUGGGCGGCGCAAGGCUCGGCGCCCGGACAGCAGCUGUAACGAGUUCGGCGGAAGCAACAAAAGCAAUCCAACACAUGCAAACACUGGUUGAGCAUUCCACAUGCAAAGGCACUGACAAUGAUGGAAGACACUCCAGGUUCACCUCUCAGAGCCGCCAAGCGUCGCAAGGUCUUCCGUAGGAAGCUAGACGCCGACGAUGACAAUGUCUCGCCCUCUACCCCAAUUGAAACCAUGGAUGCCGUGGCGAACGAAACCGAGGCCCGUGUAGCUUUACCCCGGUCGCGGCAUAAUGUGGUGAAGAAGCAAGGCAUCUCCUUCUCCAGCAACAGUCUCGCUCCCAAACCAGAGCCAUUACCGAGCGAAGAGACCGCGCUUGUUACCAUGCAUCCGGACCGGGAGCAGCGUAUUGCAGGGACCGACCGCUUCGUAAAGCCAAGUGGCAAAACGGCGGUGAUUGAUGACAGACAUAUGACGGCAUUUGUAGACUCCAAGAUGGCUGAGUUGAAAGCUGUACAGGCUGCCACGGAGCAAGCACAAAGCACCCGCAAUGUGACAGACGAACUUCAAAACGGCGCUGAGCGCAACGUAGAAAGCGUUCCGGGGAUGAACAGCGCUGCAGAGGGCGCGGCCGCCUCGCAGCGCAACAAACAUCAGCACAAGCCGCUUGCCAGAACUUUACGUCAACCUCCUUUACGCGCCACGUCGGACCUCGCCCGGGACAGCCUGAUCGAAGACAUCAUGCGCGAAUCCGAUGUUGGAUUGUACGAUCGCUCAGCUUCCGGCACGCCAUCCCAAUACAACUUCGAGACUCCCGCCACCGACGCCGACCCCGACUCUGCCGCAGCGCUCGCCUUCACAUCCGCCUUCCUCCGCGAACAAGAGGAGCGCAACCGCCGGCGCCCGCCCAACCCGGCUCCCUUCUCAAAAGUAGCCAAGGCGACAGGCAUGGAUCGAACGAAUCACGGGCCGAAACUGGGAGGUAGCAGGGCUCAGCGGGAGAGGAUGAAAGCUGCGCAGGCCACAGGGGCCGGGAGUACUACUGCUGCGGCGAAGAAGUGAAAGGCCCGAAUUGACGGUGC